AUGUCACUCCGUUUAAUUACGUCGAAAUCUAUUACUGUAUCUUCAAGAUUACUCAGGAGAGGAGCCACAAGAGUUGUUACCUCUAGUCAACGUUUUAACUCAGGUGUCACUGAUUCACCAGUAAAUCAAACUGUAGACCCAAAGAUCAACAAGAUUGUUGAGGAAAUCUCUAAACUAACUCUAUUGGAGACAUCAGCGCUGAUCACAGAAUUAAAAAGUCAAUUGAACAUUCCAGAUAUUGCAUUCCCAACUGCUGGUGCGGUUGGUGGUCCAGCCGGUAAUGGAUCCCAAUCAGGGGAAAACACAGCUGUUCAAGAAGAAGAGAAGCCUGAAGAGAAAACUAUAUUUGCCAUUAAAUUGGAAUCUUUUGACGCCAAAUCGAAGCCAAAGAUCAUCAAAGAAGUCAAGAACUUAUUAGGGCUUUCAUUGGUAGAAGCAAAGAAGUUUGUUGAAGCUGCGCCAAAGGUGCUAAAAGAUAACGUCGCAAAGGAAGAUGCUGAGAAGAUUAAGAGCACUCUCGAAGGUCUCGGGGGUAAGGUCUCUCUAGAAUGA
Molecule: messenger RNA, 552 nt
Organism: Zygotorulaspora mrakii
Lineage: Eukaryota; Fungi; Ascomycota; Saccharomycetes; Saccharomycetales; Saccharomycetaceae
Gene: MNP1
Product: mitochondrial 54S ribosomal protein bL12m
Exons: 1
Coding region: 1-552 (183 amino acids)
Biological process (GO): translation
Cellular component (GO): ribosome
Molecular function (GO): structural constituent of ribosome
Source: RefSeq, a predicted model, not a curated record